Molecule: messenger RNA, 1548 nt
Organism: Cladocopium goreaui
Lineage: Eukaryota; Dinophyceae; Suessiales; Symbiodiniaceae
Source: the annotation of a GenBank genome assembly
AUGAACAUUUGCAGGGGUUGCAUUGCCGUAGCAACUGCCAUUCUAUGUGCCUCUGAGUGCGUGUCCUUGGCCAUGACAAAGGCGGUGAGGCGACAAAGUCGACGAAGUGCAGCUGCUUUGAAACUUCAUCUCUAUGACCAUUGUCCCUACUGUACUCGGGUUGAACUCGUUUUGGGUUGGCAUGGCCGGUCCUAUGAGCGUGCGGUCUAUGGAUAUGCAGAUGUCCAAGGGCCCAUGGCCUUGACUGGUAAGAAGGUGCUGCCGGUGAUCACCUGGCGAGAUGAAGAAAAUAUGGAGCACACCAUGGGUGAGUCCCUGGAUAUCAUUGAGGCCGUGGAAGCAGCUGCAGACCAGCGGCUUGUCGGCCGCAGGACAGGGCGAAAAGACUUGAAGGCAUGGCAGUCGCGCUUGCGCCGGGUCAUGCAUGGCCUAACCCGACCGAGGCUGUUGCAGAUGCCAAUUGCAGAUUUUGCCACUGAGGAAGAUCGACGCUACCAGAUGCGAAAAUAUAUGGCAAAAGGCUUUGACUACAAACAAUCUCUAGCCAGUACGAAUGACUUGGUGCCUCGUGUGGACAGCUUACUUCGAGACUUUCCGGGUCUCAUACGUGGAGAGAAGACUUUGAAUCCUGGAGGCUCCAUUGGCAAUCUUCUGGGUGUUGCCUGGUGUUCCAGGUUCUUGACGGACUUGUGUAGAUCACGGGCCCAUGGAUUUGAGAUUGCGAGUCGCGGCCCGGAAGUGAGUCGGCUCAUUUCGGGACGCGGCACCCCCCACGUCGCAGCGACGGUGUCCCAUUUCCGGUUGCUGAGUUUGCACAUGACUCCACGAGGUCGGUGUAGCCGCAGCCUUUUGCUGUUCUUGCUCGCUGCAGCGCUUCAUCAGGUCUUUGACUGGUGCUUCACAUCUGGCAGAGGCCUGUCUGGCCGAAGACCUAAUGUUGCAAGGUCAGUGGGUGACUUGGGCACUCCGCCGCCCAAUAUUCCAGGGCUGGAGCCUUCCCAGCUGUCUUUGGGAACAGCCUUUGCACUUUUCGUAGUGGCAAUUCCAGGUGUGAUUGGCACCAUCCAGAGGUCAGCACAGCCAAAGUUUGUAGAGAAGUCAUACGUCAUGCCUGGAACAGCUGCUGGCGGUCUAGAGAUGCGCUCCAUUGCUGGAGGAAUCGUAGCCUACUUCACAGGCAACAACUACAUGAUGGAGGAGUCACCACAGCAGGGCCGAAUUCGCUUUGUGGGCCAAUUGCAGGGAAGCGUGGGUCAGGCUGCGUUCCUGACUGCAUGCCUGGCAGGAGCAAUCUUUGGUGUAGCUUUGCUGCUGGUGCAAAUCUUCCCAGAUGGCCCGUUUGGCGUGGGUCCGGACUGGUGGUUUCUGCCAAUCAUCAUCAGCCCCUCUGCUGGGGUCUACUACUGGCAACGCGCCUUCAGGAAGGACAUUGUGGAGCUUCAACUGGGCAUGUCCGAUGACUUCAUGGAAACCACCUUGCUGGUUCUGGGCAGCCUGGACACGAUUGAAGAGCUCCAGAACGGGGUCCGAUUUCAGUGCAUUGCUUAG